GGAUGCUCCAGACCUUAUAUGACUACUUCUGGUGGGAACGGCUGUGGCUCCCUGUGAACUUAACCUGGGCUGAUCUAGAAGACCGAGAUGGACGUGUCUACGCCAAAGCCUCAGACCUCUAUAUCACACUACCCCUGGCCUUGCUUUUCCUCAUCAUUCGAUACUUCUUUGAGCUUUACGUGGCUACACCACUGGCUGCCCUCCUGAAUGUAAAAGAGAAAACUCGGCUGCGGGCACCUCUCAACCCCACUUUGGAGCAUUUCUACCUGACCAGUGGCAAGCAGCCCAAACAGGCAGAGGUAGAGCUUCUGUCACGGCAGAGCGGGCUCUCUGGCCGCCAGGUAGAGCGCUGGUUCCGCCGCCGCCGCAACCAGGACCGGCCCAGUCUCCUCAAGAAGUUCCGAGAAGCAAGCUGGAGAUUCACGUUUUACCUGAUUGCUUUCAUAGCCGGCAUGGCUGUCAUUGUAGACAAACCCUGGUUCUAUGACAUGAGGAAAGUUUGGGAGGGAUAUCCCAUACAGAGCCUCAUCCCUUCCCAGUAUUGGUACUACAUGAUUGAACUGUCUUUCUACUGGUCCCUGCUCUUCAGCAUUGCUUCUGAUGUCAAGCGAAAGGAUUUCAAGGAACAGAUCAUCCACCACGUGGCCACCAUCAUCCUCAUUAGCUUCUCCUGGUUUGCCAGUUACGUCCGAGCAGGGACUCUUAUCAUGGCUCUGCAUGACUCUUCUGACUACCUGCUAGAGUCAGCCAAGAUGUUUAACUAUGCGGGAUGGAAAAACACCUGCAACAACAUCUUCAUCGUCUUUGCCAUUGUCUUCAUCAUCACCCGACUGGUCAUCCUGCCCUUCUGGAUCCUGCACUGCACCCUGGUAUACCCACUGGAGCUCUAUCCUGCCUUCUUUGGCUAUUACUUCUUCAAUUUCAUGAUGGGAGUGCUACAGCUGCUGCAUAUCUUCUGGGCCUACCUCAUUUUGCGCAUGGCCCACAAGUUCGUAACUGGAAAGCUGGUAGAAGAUGAACGCAGUGACCGGGAAGAAACAGAGAGCUCAGAGGGGGAGGAGGCUGCAGCUGGGGGAGGAGCAAAGAGCCGGCCCCUAGCCAACGGCCACCCCAUCCUCAAUAACAACCAUCGUAAGAAUGACUGAACCGUUGUCCCUGCUGCCCCUCAGAUUAAUGCAUAAAGCCAAGGAACUACCCCACUCUCCCCACAGGGUCGCUUGAAGCGCUGGGGAGAAAGGAGAAAGCAAGAGGAGGGUGUUCU
Lipotes vexillifer (Yangtze River dolphin) is the source of this 1261-nucleotide messenger RNA. It is a transcript of the gene CERS2, whose product is annotated as ceramide synthase 2. Bases 3 to 1145 code for a protein of 380 amino acids. The transcript has 10 exons. Gene Ontology annotation, cellular component: membrane. Lineage: Eukaryota; Metazoa; Chordata; Mammalia; Artiodactyla; Lipotidae. Gene Ontology annotation, molecular function: DNA binding; sphingosine N-acyltransferase activity. The record is from RefSeq and is a predicted model, not a curated record. Gene Ontology annotation, biological process: ceramide biosynthetic process.